AUGAGAAUUGCCCAACAGGUUGGGCUAGAGAAUACAGUUUUCAGUGAUGAGGAAUUCCGGACACGCUACAGGAUGAGUCACAAUGUUUUCAACCGCAUCUCCAGUGACGUUUGUCGCUGUGACCAGUACUUUGUCCAGAAAUCAGAUGCUGCUAAGAAAGUUGGACUACUUCCCGAGCAGAAGCUGACAUGUUCCUUAAGAAUGCUUGCUUACGGUGUUGGGGCAGACCAAUGCAUUGAGUAUUGUCGGAUGGCGAAAUCUACCUCCAUCGAGGCUCUUAAACGAUUUACAAGAGGAAUCGUUAAUCUGUACUCGGCAGAAUACCUCCGAGCUCCUACUCCGGCCGACCUCAGAAGAUUGCUCGCCAAAGCUGAGAGAAGAGGUUUUCCUGGGAUGAUUGGAAGCAUCGACUGCAUGCACUGGCAAUGA
Messenger RNA from Rosa rugosa (rugosa rose), 429 nucleotides. RefSeq lists its product as uncharacterized. The coding region runs from base 1 to 429 and encodes 142 amino acids. The transcript has a single exon. Lineage: Eukaryota; Viridiplantae; Streptophyta; Magnoliopsida; Rosales; Rosaceae. The record is from RefSeq and is a predicted model, not a curated record.